Aureobasidium melanogenum CBS 110374 is the source of this 3207-nucleotide messenger RNA. RefSeq lists its product as uncharacterized. The record is from RefSeq and is a predicted model, not a curated record. The transcript has a single exon. Gene Ontology annotation, molecular function: DNA-binding transcription factor activity; sequence-specific DNA binding; zinc ion binding. NCBI's taxonomy places the organism in Eukaryota, Fungi, Ascomycota, Dothideomycetes, Dothideales, Saccotheciaceae. Bases 1 to 3207 code for a protein of 1068 amino acids. Gene Ontology annotation, biological process: regulation of DNA-templated transcription.
AUGGCCGACUCGCAAAUCCACCUCAACGAAGACGACCCAAUCCCAUGGCCACUGUACAUCCGAUGUGUUUUUCGCGAAUACCCCCAGCCAGCUCCUUCAACCUCUCCGUCAGGCUCUGCUUCGGACCCUGUAAUCAUCCAAGAUGACGAUCCACCAGGCUCGGUCCUGAACCCUGUGGUCAUUCUGGACGAUGAACCCCUGAAUCUUCCAGCGGAACCACAAACUCCAGUGACAGGAUCAGAGCACCUAACGGAUAUUAUGCGGGAUCAAUCUCCCGCAUUAGAGAUCGAAGACACUUCCUCAGACUCUGGCUCAAGCUCAAUCUCUUCUCGACCAUCUUCAGACUCAGGUUCAACAUCUGGAGUAUUCUCGACUUCUCCUCCAGACUCAUCUGAUCCAGCUUCAACAACAGAGGCAUCUUCAACUUCUGAUCUAUCUCCGGAAUCUCGUGCUUCGUCAAUCUCUGAUGCUUCUCCUCCGACCUCACCAAGAUACAAUAUUCCGUACUUAGCAUUUAGGUGGCACUUUUCCUUAGAACGAGAAUCGCCUCCACGCCGGGAAGAUAGCUGUCAAGCUUCACCCGCUCGUGUAUGGAAUGAUACCAUCUGUUCAAAAUGCAGACAAAGGGGUCAUGUUGCCUCAGCUCAUUGCCGCCAUUGCAGUUUGAUUGGUCACCGUGCUUCCGAUCACUGUCGUACGUGCGAUCAGAUUGGCCACAAUCACCGUGAUCACUGCAUUCUAUGCAAUCAGGUUGGCUUCUGUGUCGUUGGUUACUGUGCCCGUGCCCACUGUAAACGGUGCAAUGUGACUGGCCAUGAUGAUACUCAUCAUUGCACUCGAUGUUCGUUGCUGGGCCAUGGUCAUUGGAAUCAUUGUGACGUGUGCGAUGUGGUCAAUUGCAAGACGGAGAACCACUGCUACGUGUGUGCACAACUUGGUCACAGCUCUCAAGAUCAUUGCGAGAAUUGUGAAGAGCUUGGCCACAAAGAUCGUGAUCACUGUUGGAGUUGCGGAGAAGUCGGUCAUAACUGGGAGUCGUGCUCUAAACGAACCGGUCAAGACCAGGGCGACUUUUGUUGGAUCUGUCGUAGCCAUGGACAUGGCAAGGAUGCAUGUCCUUCUCUGAAACAAUACAAGCUUCGUGCAAAGUGGGCAUUCAAACGGCUGCAAAGAUCGCGUUCAGCCCAACAUCAGCGUCGGUGCCAGUGUUGCCUAGAGAUUCGAGAGUCGAGAUAUUCCUUCCACCAGGAGCAUAAACUCAAAGACUGCCCAAAGUUGUCUCACAAAACUGCUUGUCUGGAGAAAGACCACCGCGGCCCAAAAUGCCAGGAGUGGAUUGUGAGAUUCUCCCGCGACGCGGCUACACAGGUCAACCUUGCCGAGUUCUCGACAAAUGUCGAGGUGGGAGAAAAGACCAUUGUUCCAGACAAUUCCAUAUCUCCCAGCGUCUUUACAACCAUCUCUUCGUCCACGCAAACCGCCUUUCCAGAAGUGCAUGUUGGUCGUAAGUCAUAUCAUUCUGUGGGGUCCGAGUGUCUUACUCUCAGUGCGAGUUUACCUGUUGCGAAACCCGCAAAGACUAUCAAGGAUUGCGAGGAGGGGUCUCAGCACCGCCAAGGGAACCGUCGAGAUGACUCGAGUUCAUCUAUCUCCAAGGAAGCAUCUGAUCAUCCUACACCAGGCCAUAUUCCGGAGACAUUCGAUGACAACCAGCAGGAAGAUGGCAAAGAUCCUGAACAGACGAGACUCGAGGCAAAAGCUCGUCUUCAACAAGAGAUAGAGACGGAAGUGCAACAGACCAUGCUAGAAGAGGAUGACGAGCCUGAUGUCGAGACCACGUCUCUGCACUCUCAAGACUCUCACGAGAGUCACCGUCCUACAAGCCCAAUCACCCCUACAAGCCCGUUCAGUUCAGAGUUUGAGAAGAAUGUUUUCAAAAAUCUGAAUGACAGCUUGUCACUUCUUGGGAGAAAUACAGAAGAGCAUCUGUCCGAGAGGGCUGACAUGCCAGUCUCGUCUACUGCCCCUCAGACUUCUGCCAGCAUGGAAGUUGAGCAACCAGAAAUUCAGCAAGACGAGAGCUCAACAAAUAGCCAGGAGAACCCGGAGAUUGGACAAGAGAAUCUGUUCGAGUACUUCGAUGUUCCGGCCGUUCGCUCUUCCUCUCCUGCUCCUUCCGAUCGCGAGUGCGGUCCGUUUUUCACGAGAGUUACCAUCACUGCUAUAGACACACCGAUGGUCUCUCAGGAUGUACCGUCUUCGCCUGCGCCGAUUGAAGUUAUGACUCGCAGCACUGUCAGGUGCCCAAAAUUACCCUCGGGCAAUUAUCUGGAGUUCAAUACAUGCCGCAAUGGCAAAAGCUUGAUCGAUCACGAACAGAAACAGAAUCUUCUAGGACGAGCUUCUGUCCGAAAGAGAAAGCACAAACCAAGAAAAGUGCUUGCCAACAAGAAACAGAAGCCGAACUUAAACUCGAGAAGUUCCAGUCCAACACUGGUUGAUACUACUUUGCAAGAUCACACCAGCAUUGGGACUAAGCUAGCAGUUUCGCUACCAGGAGGACAUCCUAUAUCGUGGCAGGAACUCUGCUACACAGUAAUGCUCGACGCACCAAACCACUCCUCCAACUUCAAACAACUCUGCAAUUUAGUCAGGAACUGGUUGUACAGCACCUUUCCAUCAAUUGGUUUCGAUAUCAACGAGAAGGACAUGAUGCAGAAUCUCCAAGCCGUCGUCAAGAACAGCCCCAACUUUGAGAUACACGAACAGCCUAAAGGUAAAAAGAAGAAAACCCCUAUCGAAGUCUGCAUCCGCGAAAACGCCAUCAAAAAAGUCAAGAUUGUAGUAUCUUGCUUCAGAGCAAAACUCGCACGACCCGUAUACUUUCACCACAUGUCCACCCAUCUCCUUCCCAGAUCAGAACUCCGUCCAGAACUAUCAUUCGAGAAUCUCAUCGGUAUGGCUCUACACGCACUACCUUCCAAACACGUCGAAGAAACAGAAAUCAUAAUGUGGAUCAGACGAAACAUACCAGGCUAUCAGACCAACCACAAGCCUAGUGUAUCUCUUUGCAAGGAUGGAGACAGUUGGGUGCAAAGGCUAAGGGAAGAAUUGCGUGAGUCUUCGUUUUUCAAGAUGAGAUCGAGGGAGAAGGGGGACGAAGUGUGGAGGUUUAGGAAGGAUUGUGCGGAGUACUUCAACAAGUGA